Messenger RNA from Anoplopoma fimbria (sablefish), 2319 nucleotides. It is a transcript of the gene mapk3, whose product is annotated as mitogen-activated protein kinase 3. The record is from RefSeq and is a predicted model, not a curated record. Gene Ontology annotation, cellular component: cytoplasm; nucleus. The transcript has 9 exons. Gene Ontology annotation, biological process: intracellular signal transduction; protein phosphorylation. NCBI's taxonomy places the organism in Eukaryota, Metazoa, Chordata, Actinopteri, Perciformes, Anoplopomatidae. Gene Ontology annotation, molecular function: MAP kinase activity; ATP binding. The coding region runs from base 328 to 1515 and encodes 395 amino acids.
UUGUCACAACAGGCAGCAUGCAACAUCUCAGGCCACGCCCCCUCGUCUCUGCUGCUGCGUGUUUAUCUCGCAGAUCGCGCUUGUUUCACUUCACCCGGGCAGCAGCGCGGGCGGUGCUUACGUCCGCAUGACGCGUUUCCGCCCGGACGAGGCGCCCCUCACGCACGUAUCUCACUCCCCUACUCCAGCACGCGCAUUUACGCUCGCCUCUGACACCAAAUCCGGGCUCGCGCACGGAAUCCAUUUCCCCUCCGGUAGCAGCGAGUGCCCGCAUCGAGCCGCCCCGCUCCCCGUCACUCGUUCACACAGCCAGGCAGCAGGACAGUAAUGGCGGAUUCAUGCAGCAGCGCAGCGCUCGGGCCCGCGGGCUCCAGCAGCGCGGCGGCUGCCGGGGCGGCGGGCUCCUCGGCGGCGGCCCCGCAGGACGGAGCUCCUCCAGCCGCCGCGGUGGCCAAGGUCCCCGCGGAGUCCGUGAAGGGCCAGAUCUUCGACGUGGGCCCGCGGUACACCAGCCUGUCCUACAUCGGGGAGGGCGCGUACGGGAUGGUGUGCUCUGCGAUGGACAACGUUUCAAGCUCACGCGUGGCCAUCAAGAAAAUCAGCCCCUUUGAGCACCAGACGUAUUGCCAGCGCACACUGAGGGAAAUCAAGAUCCUGCUGCGUUUCCACCAUGAGAAUAUCAUCGGCAUCAACGACAUUCUCCGGGCACGGCACCUUGACAACAUGAGGGAUGUCUACAUCGUGCAGACGCUGAUGGAGACGGACCUGUACAAGCUGCUGAAGACCCAGAGGCUGAGCAACGACCACGUCUGCUACUUCCUCUACCAGAUCCUGAGAGGCCUCAAGUACAUUCACUCUGCCAACGUGUUGCACCGUGACCUCAAGCCCUCCAACCUGCUCAUCAACACCACCUGCGACCUCAAGAUCUGUGACUUCGGCCUGGCGCGGAUAGCCGACCCUGAGCACGACCACACAGGUUUCUUGACCGAGUACGUGGCUACGCGUUGGUACAGGGCUCCAGAAAUCAUGCUCAACUCAAAGGGCUACUCCAAGUCCAUUGACAUCUGGUCAGUGGGCUGCAUCCUGGCUGAGAUGUUGUCCAACAGGCCCAUCUUCCCCGGGAAACACUACUUGGACCAGCUCAACCACAUACUGGGCGUCCUUGGCUCUCCGUCUCAAGACGACCUGAACUGCAUCAUCAACAUGAAGGCGAGGAACUACCUGCAGUCCCUGCCUCAUAAACCCAGAAUCCCCUGGGAAAAACUGUACAAUGCAGACUCAAAAGCUCUGGACCUGCUGGGUCGCAUGUUGACCUUUAACCCCGUGAAGCGCAUCAGCGUGGAGGAGGCCCUGGCUCAUCCUUACCUGGAGCAGUACUACGACCCCUCCGAUGAGCCCGUAGCAGAGGAGCCCUUCACUUUCACCAUGGAGCUGGACGACCUUCCCAAAGAGAAGCUGAAGGAGCUGAUCUACGAGGAAACCGCUCGUUUCCAGGAAACCUACCAGGGCUCCUGAGACACACUGCCCUAAAGAGUGACAAAGCCACACAGAGGCUCGGAACAAGAAGACCCCGAACGACAUGCUUAAACGAAAAAAAAAAAAAAAAGCGCAUCUUCAAGACACCAACAAAAAAAGAGAAAACAAGAAAUUAACAUUUAACUGCUUAUCUUUCCAUUUCUACUGCAAGAGAGCUAAGUUUUAACUUUUUGGAUUUCUGUGGUUGGGUGGGGGGGGGUUAGGGUCUGUCGUACAUUUACUGUUUCAGUUUUGUCCAUGUUGGACUCGCCCUCCUCUCGCCUCACGUUUUGUUUUCCCGCCUCAUCCUGUCCCGUCUCCAGUCCCUCUCCUGAUCAAACCUUUCUCUCUCUGCACAUGUCGCUGAUCGUUCAGUCUGAGCUCUCUCUCAUAUAAACUACUGUAUUAACCAACACCAUAACUCUCUUGUCUUGCUCCAUGUGAAAUUACAACCUGGAAAAAUCGAGGGCUAAAAGAACGGGGAUGAUAAUCGGGUGUGUGUAUAUACAAAUAUAUAAAAAGCUUUUUUUUUUUUUUUUUUUUUUUUUUUUUUAAAGUGUGCUCGUCGCAGUUUUUGUUUGUACACCGUUGUUCGAGUGUUUUCAGAUCAGUAUCUAUGUUUUGGGGUUUAUAUUUGCAAGUCAUUUUUUUGAUGAUUUUGAGACGAAAUAUUCAAUGUUUUUACUGGCAUGUUGGCAGGUUUAUAGAUUAUGUCGUCGCUCUUUUUUCUUUUUUUUUCAAAAAAAAAAACAACAAAAAAACUAAGAUCAUAUGAAUGCAUGCAUUCCUGAAAUCAACCAAAGU